GCAAUAAAGGUGAGCGUGUAAAAAGAGGGCGUGGCCAAAGCGUGAGGAGAUCCAAGUGGAAGCAGAAAGUAGAAGAAUGAGGAAAAGCCACCAUGAGGACGCUGCUGAUUUUCUCUCUCCUUCUUUCCUCCACUCCUCAACUAUAUGGGUCCAACGUGUGCACGUCGCGAGGAGCCACGACAUGUCAGCAGUGUUUGACCGUUCACCCCAGCUGUGCGUGGUGCUCCCAGGAGACAUUUGGCAUGGGAGGAGCCGGUGUGUCUCGCUGUGACCUGAAGCAGAAUCUUCUGGACGGAGGCUGCUCCGAGGCAGAUCUGGAGUCGCCCGGCAGCACUUUGGUGGUCCAGGAGGACAAGCCGCUUAGUGACAAAGCGUCGGGGGAGGCUGACGACGUCACUCAGAUAACGCCGCAGAAGAUUCUCAUGGAGCUCAGGCCAGGUGACUCCAAAAGAUUCACUGUAACCGUGAAGCAAGUGGAGGAUUACCCGGUCGACCUCUACUACCUGAUGGACCUUUCCUAUUCCAUGAUAGACGACUUAGCUCGCCUCCAGACUCUGGGAAACAAGCUCGCAGAAACCAUGGGGAAGAAAACCAGCAACCUACGCAUGGGAUUUGGAGCCUUCGUGGACAAGACCGUGUCCCCCUACAUGUACAUGUCCCCACCGGUAACCAUAGACAACCCCUGCUAUGGGAUUCAUACGGAUUGUCAGGCCCAGUUUGGGUUCAAGCAUGUGCUGUCCCUGACGGAGACGGUGGCCCGCUUCACCGAGGAGGUGGAGAAGCAACAGGUGUCCCGAAAUAGAGACGCUCCGGAGGGUGGAUUUGAUGCUGUCAUCCAGGCGGUGGUGUGCAAGGACAAGAUCGGCUGGCGUUCUGAUGCCUCGCACCUUCUGGUGUUCACCACCGACGCCAAAACCCACAUCGCUUUGGACGGACGCAUCGCCGGCAUCGUGCAGCCCAACGACGGAGAGUGCCACCUUGGCGGUGACAACGUCUACAACAAAACCACUGUGCUGGACUAUCCCUCCUUGGCGCUUCUGACGGAGAAAAUGUCAGAGAACAACAUCAAUCUGAUUUUUGCUGUGACAAACAAUGUGGUGCCGCUCUACAAGGGGUACAGCCAGCUCAUUCCGGGCACAACCGUGGGAAAGCUGUCCGGCGACUCUGGGAAUGUUAUUGAGCUCAUAGAGGAAGCGUACGCCAAAAUCCGCUCUAAAGUGGAGCUGGAGCUGGUCGGAGUGCCCGAUGAGCUCAAUCUGUCCUUCAACGCAACGUGCCUGAACGGCGAGGUCAUCCCUGGUCUCAGGUCUUGCUCCGGCCUUACGAUCGGAGACACGGUGUCUUUCAGCGUGGAGGCUCAGUUGCGUGGCUGCCCGAAGGAGAAGAGCCAGACGUUCACCAUCAAACCUCAAGGCUUUAGGGACUCCCUGGAGGUCAGCGUGGUUUUCGCCUGCGCGUGCGACUGCGAGGCCUACGCCGAGGCCGACAGCCCGUCGUGUAGCGGCGGUAACGGCACCUACGAGUGUGGCGUGUGCCAGUGUCACCAGGGCCGCCUGGGCCCGCGCUGCGAGUGCUCCUUGGAGGACUACAGUCCCUCCGACGACGACAAGUGCGUCCCCAAGCCGGGGAGCCCCAUCUGCAAUGGGCGAGGGGACUGCUUGUGCGGACAGUGCUCGUGCCAUGCCAGCGAGUUUGGACAGGUGUGGGGCAAACACUGCGAGUGCGACGACUUCAACUGCCUCAGAUUCAAAGGAGCCCUCUGCUCAGGUCACGGCAGGUGCAGCUGCGGCUUCUGCCAGUGUGACCCCGGCUGGGUGGGCGAGAAUUGCAACUGCAGCACGCGCAUCGACACGUGCAUGUCCAACAUGGGCCUGGUGUGCAGCGGCCGCGGUAACUGCGAGUGCGGCGUGUGCCAGUGCACGCAGCCCGGAGCCUACGGCGCCACCUGCGAGAAGUGUCCCACCUGCCCCGACUCCUGCACCAUUAAGAAGGCGUGCGUUGAGUGUCAGCACUUCAAGAGAGGCCAGUACGCAGAAGACAAGAGCUGCAAUCGAAUCUGCAGAGACGAAAUACAAGUGGUGACGGAAAUUGAGUUCCACUCGAAGAACGCGGUGAACUGCUCGUACAAAGACGUGAAUGACUGCGUGGAGCACUUCCAAUACUACGAAGACGAAAGUGGCAAAUCCAUCUUGUACGUGAUGAAAGAGCCAGAAUGCCCUCAGGGCGCCAACGUGCCGGUGGUGCUCUCUGCCGUGGCUGGAGCCAUCCUGCUGCUGGGCCUGGUGGCUCUGCUCAUCUGGAAGCUGCUGGUCACCAUCCACGACCGCAGGGAAUACGACAGGUUUGAGAAAGAGCGAGCCAAAGCCAAGUGGAACACGGGCAACAACCCGCUGUACAAAGGAGCGACGUCAACCUUCACCAACGUAGCGUACAAAGGCGCCUCCUCAAGCUGAGUGCCCCUGUUGGACUAGAUGAUGACGUCUUUAUGGCUGUGCCUACAAUGACCAAUGCAUUGUACAGUUAGGAAAAAACAACUGUUUUUAUGUUAAAACCCUUUUUGUGCUGUCUGCUGUACACAUGUCAUUUGUUUACAAUUGUGUUUUUUCUCUAUCGCAGCAUCACUCAUGUUGGUUUUUUGUGUGUGUGUCAUACUUGCCAACCCUCCCGAAUUUUCCGGGAGACUCCCGAAAUUCAGCGCCUCUCCCGAAAACCUCCCGGGACAAAUAUUCUCCCGAAAAUCUCCCGAUUUUCAGCCGUAGCUGGAGGCCACGCCCCCUCCAGCUCCAUGCGGACCUGAGUGAGGACAGCCUUUUUUCACGACGGGAGGACAACAGAGUGACAAGAACUAAAUCAUCCAGACGAGAGAUAAAUUGUAUUAUUAUGUAUAUCUUACCUAAAAAUACAUAUAUUUAUUAAUCAAAAUAAAAAAACUAAAUCAAUUUUUACUAUAUUUUGCUAAAAACAUCAAAAUUAAUUGUAUUUUUAUUUGUAUUUUUUCUGACUCCUUAUCCAGCCUUAGAAUUAUACAUUAAAGUACACAUAUUUGAAAUAAUUAAUUUUAAAUGAUCAUAAUAAUUCAUUUAAAAUGACCAUAUUUAAUUAUUAAAAUAAUUUCUUGUUUAUCAACAACUUUAGCAUUUUAUUUAUUACAUUUUGAAGCUUUUAGAAGCCAAGUUAUGUUAUAUUCCUUAAAUUUUUUUUAUGCAAGUUUGAAGUAUCAAUUAUCUAAACAGAGUUUUGUUUGCAUAUUUUCAGGAUGUAGAUAUAUAUAUAUAUAUAUAUAUAUAUAUAUAUAUAUAUAUAUAUAUAUAUAUACACACCGUAUUUUCCGCACUAUAAGGUGCACCUAAAAACCUCCCAAUUUUCUCAAAAGCUGACAGUGCGCCUUAUAAUCCGGUGCGCCUUAUAUAUGGACCAAUAUUGAGCCACAACAGGUCUCGCAACUACAGGAUGCAUAACGUAACCCCAGCCUCUACUGUAGCUUCUAUUCUAUGCGCCUUAUAAUGCGGUGCGCCUUAUAAUGCGGUGCGCCUUAUAUAUGAACAACGUUUUAAAAUAGGCCAUUCAUUGAAGGUGCGCCUUAUAAUCCGGUGCACCUUAUAGUGCGGAAAAUACGGUAUGUAUGAAAUACUUGACUUGGUGAAUUCUAGCUGUCAAUAUACUCCUCCCCUCUUAACCACGCCCCGCCCCAACCACGCCCCCCCUCCCGAAAUCGGAGGUCUCAAGGUUGGCAAGUAUGGUGUGUGUUGUUUUUUUUUUUUAAGACUUGCUUGAGCACUUGUGAAUUAAAAAAAGACAUUGACUUUAAGUUAUUUCAAAAUGACAUCUAAAAACGUUUAUAUGCCUAUUUGAUGUAAAUACCGUUUGAUGGUAUCUAUAUCAGUGUGGAUGGGAAAUGCCAAUAAAGCCUGCCAAACACA
Messenger RNA from Nerophis lumbriciformis (worm pipefish), 3920 nucleotides. RefSeq names its product integrin beta-3-like. Lineage: Eukaryota; Metazoa; Chordata; Actinopteri; Syngnathiformes; Syngnathidae. Gene Ontology annotation, molecular function: integrin binding; fibrinogen binding; fibronectin binding. Gene Ontology annotation, biological process: cell migration; cell-matrix adhesion; integrin-mediated signaling pathway. The record is from RefSeq and is a predicted model, not a curated record. Gene Ontology annotation, cellular component: focal adhesion; synapse; integrin complex.